AGUCCGCCGGCGCCGAUGCUGCUGAGCGGAGCGGCCGGAUCGGAGCGCGGCGGCAGCGGCGGCGGGGCGGGGGCCGGCGGGGCACCGCAGUGCGUGGGCACCAUGGCCCGCUGGCUCCGCGAGCACCUGGGCUUCCGCAGCGCCCGGCCCGCGCCCCCCGCGCCGCCCAAGCCCGACUACCGCGCCGGGCCGCCGCCGCAGCCGCCCCCGCCGCCCGGGGGCGCGGCCGAGCCGCUGGCCGCCGCCCAGCCCGACAUCGUGGCGGCCUACCGGCUGCAGAAGGAGCGCGACUUCGAGGACCCCUACAGCGGCCCGCCGCCCUCCGCCGCCGCCCCCGACGGGCCCCGCUACGUCUCACCCAAGCACCGGCUCAUCAAGGUGGAGGCGGUGGAGAAGGUGCCCUCCAGCCCCCCGCCGCCGCUGGUGCCCGCCGCCCCCAGCUCACCCCCGGCCGGCCCCGAGCCGCCCGACGAGCCGUCUCAGGAGGUGGCUGUCCUGGAGGACUACGCCGAUCCCUUCGAUGCGGCGCAGGUGGCAGGUAGUCAGGCAGGGCUGGAGAAGGUGACCGAGAAUGAUGGAUAUAUGGAGCCAUAUGAAGCCCAGAAGAUGAUGGCUGAGAUCCGCCAGAAAGGCUUACGGGAAGCUCCUGCCCGGCCACUGCACCUCUAUGACACUCCCUACGAGCCUGUGCAAGACAUAGACAGUGAGCGCCCGACCUGCCCCUGGCCCAGGGAGUCCCGGCUGCCUGAGGAUGACGAGAGGCCACCAGAGGAGUAUGACCAGCCCUGGGAGUGGAAGAAGGAGCGGAUCUCCAAAGCCUUCGCAGUUGAAAUCAAGGUCAUUAAAGACCUACCGUGGCCCCCACCGGUGGGACAGCUGGACAGCGGUGAAAGCCCCCCCGACAGUGAGGCCGGUGCCCCUGUCCCUCCACAGCACAGCCAGCACAGCUAUGAAGACACCAAUGGUCCCUCCGAGGGGCUGGGCUACGGCUGCAUGUCGCCCUGCAGGGAGGAGAAGGCCAGGGCUGCCCUGAGACACGGCUCCAGCAGCCUCAAGAGCACAAAGACGCUGAUGGCUGAGCCAGGCCCCUAUGUUGGGGAGAGGAUUGACCCUGCCCUGCCCUUGGAGAGCCAGUGCUGGUACCAUGGGGCCAUCAGCCGGACGGAUGCGGAGACUCUGCUGAGGCUGUGCAAGGAGGCCAGUUACCUGGUGCGCAACAGCGAGACCAGCAAGAACGACUUCUCCCUCUCCUUGAAGAGCAGCCAGGGUUUCAUGCACAUGAAACUGUCCCGGACCCAGGAGAACAAGUACGUGCUGGGUCAGCACAGCCCGCCCUUCGACAGCGUGCCAGAGAUCAUCCAUCACUACGCCAGCCGCAAGCUGCCCAUCAAGGGGGCGGAGCACAUGUCCUUGCUUUACCCGGUGGCAAUCCGUACCCUAUAGUACUCACCCCCUACGAGCCAGGCUCGAGGCUGGGUGUACCCAAAACCAGCCCAUCUGCAGGGCCGAGCGCUGCCACGCCAAGGACGGGCUCCAGACCGUUGGCCCAUGAGCAGCUCACUGGGCACAGCCAGCGCUGUUGGGGGAUUGCUGCAGCCGGACCUCUCGUCCUGCUCUCUCGGAAGGCUCCCAUGUGCUACUUUGCCCCCUGGCAUGGCACCGGAGGGACCUCCUGUGCAAGGAGCUUAGUGGGGCUCGCCGGCUGCCUGCUGCCAUCACCUGCCUCCAGGCAGAGCUCAAAACACAAGGACUGGAGCUGGGGCCUGGAAAAACCCAGGGAAGGGGGCAGUGGGUGCGAAUACGGGGAUAGAUCAUCUGGUAGCAGGCCUGAGGUGCCUCUGUGAGGGUGGCUGGCACUACCUGUGAGAGACAAAAUGGCUGUGCCUGCAGGCAGGGAGGCUGGUGGGUGCGAGCGGGGCCUGCCUGGGGCUGUUGAGCUGUGGUGGGGGCUGGGCAGGCUGGCCCUCACCUGCACAAGUGCUCGGUACUCAAUGCCAUCCUUUGCCAAAUGUAAAUAGUGACUGGCCUGGGCUGCACAUGCAGCACCACUGCCUAAUAAAGCAGUGCAUGGUCACCUCCUGCUCCACGGGAACUGUGCCCACGUCCCACCUCGAGUUGGAGCAACUGUGUGGCAAAAGGGCAGGGAGGGACGUUUUGUUACAAAAAAGCUCUAAGUGAAGUGAUUUUUCCUGUGCUUUUGCAUGCACUGAGACCCCCUGUGCCUAAGCCAUCAGCUGACUCCUCAGAGACACAGGGGACAAGGGUGGUCACACCCUUGUGAUGUCUUUGAGACCAUUCGUGAGCAGUGAUGAGCUGAUUUUGGAUAGGCCUGUUACUCCCUACAGAAGGGGGUGCUCUUCAGGAUCUUUUGGCUCCUUGUUUUCCUUCACCUAUUGUAAGUCUGAGGCAAAAUCCCUGAAUUUCAAAGAUUUCCUGAUCUCUUCCUCUGAGUAUUUACUGACUCCGGUCCUGUUCUUUGUCUUCGUGACACCUUGUCUUUGAGCCAGCUUGCUCCUCUUUUUUUUGGCUGAAGCUCUAUCUGGUGUUCUUUACUGUUUCAUGCAUACCUUGCCUUUUAAACUUGUUCCUGGUGUUGCUCCUGGACCCACAAAUAUACUUUUCCUCCAUCCUUGUGUCAGCCUAAGCUCUAUCCCACUGCUACUCCCUAGCAGCACAUUCCCUUUCCUCUCUGCUCCCUCAAUGGGGAUGGCAGCAGCAAAUUCGCUGCUGGAGCAACAAAACCUUCUCUGCGAGCAGAGCAAAGGGCUUGGGCAUCAGUGGGAUGAGUUAGCAGUGGCUUGAUGAAGGCUUUGUGAAAAAGAUCAUUCUCCCCUCUGCCUGCUGCCAGGAAGAAGCUGGCCCUGCUGGUUGUCUGGAGGGGACAGAGGUGAUGAAUAAGACCACAGGGAUCCUGUGGGGGUGGGUGCUGCAGCUGCAGCAGGAACCCUGCUUGACCAUCCAGGGCUCUGGGGUAUUACAGGCUCAAUUUGUAGCUGGGGGAUGGCUGUCCUGGCUUGCCCUUCACAGUUUGGAGCUGCUGGGGACCAUCAGGCAUGGCCAGUGUGGUAUGUGAGUGCACUCUGUGGUUGAGAGCCUGCAGAGCUGUGGUGGCUUGUUCCAAGAUGCCUCAGCCUCUGCCGCUCCUUAAAAGGCAGCAGAUCGAGCUGGUCAGGCUCCUGGUGUCUCCUUACAGCCUGCUUGGCUGCUGGCAGCCCUGGCUGCCUCUCUCCAUCAUCCCAGGGAGGCAUUUUGUCCAGCAGGGACAGAGGUGACUCCAGUAGGAGGGUUUUUUCUCCCAGAGCCUGCAGGAAGGGCUGGAGAUGUAGAAAUCUGAGGAGGUGCUCUUGGAUGCCCUUGCUGCACUUAAAAGGUUUCUUGAGUGUCCUUUAGCAGCCCCACUGUGACAUGAUGGCUCCAGCAAGGAGCUCUUCCCAGGGGAUCCUCUACUUUCUCUGUGGCUGGGUGAGCAGAGGCUUUUCGUGUCUGUGCAGCUGGGCAAUAGAGGCACAGGAGAGCCUCUCCAUGUAGAGGGGGGCUUUUUCCUCGAGGAGCUGUGGCAGGGAGCAAACUGCCUGGCAGCCACUGCUGGCUGUAUCAGCAAGCUCAUAGCCUUAUGGUAAAAUCCUGCCCUGUCAGCCUGGCUCCAUCCCAGGCACAGGGAUGAGAGGAGUGAGACUGUGUCAUUGCAGCAGCUCCCCAGAACUGGUCACGGACCCCAGAAUUGCUCUGCAAGCUGGGCUGUGUGUCCAAGUGCUUCAGCAAAGCAGCUCUUGAUCCUCACUGUGGGAAUUGCAUCCCUCCUCAGCCCUCUCUUCUCCAGGCUAAAGAAGCAAAAUUCCUCAAGUGCUUCCUCAUACAAGAUGUUCUCUGGCCUUGACCAUCCUCAUCAGGACUCUCUCCAUGUACUUGGGGUCCAAAACUGGUCGGAGUUUCCAGGUGUGGCCUCACCAAUGCCAAAUAAAGGGAAAUAACCCCUU
Messenger RNA from Myiozetetes cayanensis, 3977 nucleotides. It is a transcript of the gene SHF, whose product is annotated as Src homology 2 domain containing F. Gene Ontology annotation, molecular function: phosphotyrosine residue binding. NCBI's taxonomy places the organism in Eukaryota, Metazoa, Chordata, Aves, Passeriformes, Tyrannidae. The record is from RefSeq and is a predicted model, not a curated record. Bases 16 to 1443 code for a protein of 475 amino acids. The transcript has 7 exons.